AGCGGUUGGCAGAUCUUCAGUGCUGCUGAGACAUAAAGUGAAAAGAAAUAUACCAAAGUUGUUCUUCCACUUCUAAUGUAUGAAGGUGCUUCUGGUGUCUUACGUUGAUUAUUUUAUUCGUUCUUUUCUAUUCGUCUCGUUGUUCGUUGGUGUGGAUUAAUUGGUUUCGUGUCGUUAACCAUAUCAGUUCGAUUAUUCGAUAAACCAUGACGGCUUUUUCGCCAACUACUUGUGUAUUCGUAUUAUCGGUAAUAGCUGCUGUAAGCAGUCAGAAAGAAGAAUUCAGAUGUCCAGACGAAUAUGGAUUCUAUCCACACUCUCAAUCUUGCGAUAAAUAUUGGAAAUGUGACGGUAACGUCGCCGAGUUGAAAACCUGCGGUAAUGGAUUAGCUUUCGACGACACCGAUCCAAAAUUCUUGAAGGAAAAUUGCGAUUACCAACACAAUGUCGAUUGUGGCGAAAGGAAAUUACUUGAACCACCAGUGAGCACACCACACUGUCCAAGACUGUACGGUAUUUUCCCCGAUGAAUCGAAAUGCGACGUUUUCUGGAAUUGUUGGGGCGGUGAAGCCAGCAGAUACCAAUGUUCACCAGGUCUAGCUUACGAUCGUGAAUCUAGAGUUUGCAUGUGGGCUGACCAAGUUCCAGAAUGUAAAGUCGAUGAAGUCGCAAAUGGAUUUAGUUGUCCAGCUGCCGGUGAAGUUACUGCUUCAGGAACCUUCUCCAGACAUCCUCAUCCAGACGACUGCCGUAAAUACUACAUUUGCUUAGAAGGAACUGCUAGGGAAUACGGAUGUCCUAUUGGUACAGUUUUCAAAAUUGGCGAUGCUGAUGGUACUGGUAACUGCGAAGAUCCCGAAGAUGUUCCUGGAUGCGAAGACUACUACGGAGAUUUAGAUUUGAAAACAAUCAGAAAAAGCGAACUCCAUCUAGGACUUAGCAAAAGCGGUAGCUCGUCAGCAGGUAACAACAACAAUACACCACCUCCAGCUAAAAGCAGCAGCUCUAAGCCGAGACCAGUUGUAUCGCAAGCACCCCCACAAAGAACCCAACCAAGCGCUCUUAAUACGCAAAGAAAUAAUCAACUAACGCCUAAAGACGCCGUUUACGACGAAGAAGCCAUUUAAAUAAAUCGGCGAUCGUAUUUAUUUUGAAAAAUACUACCUAUUAAAAACGAAUGAUCUUUAAAAAAAUUUUCUAAUCCAUCAUUUUUACGUUUUUUUCCACCCGGAACGCUGGUAGAUGGUCAGUUUACAAUGUCAGAUAUCGUGAUUUUUAUAUUGUUCUACGUAUAUAUGAUUUUUUAGAUUAAGUUCUUUUUUUUUUAAUGAAAAUUUUGUGUUUUUAUGUGAGUGUGUGUACAUGUGAGUGUAUUUUUUUUCUCUUUUAAUUCAGAGUCGUGUUAAUGUGCUUUUACUUUUUGUUAUUUUUACAUAAGCAAGUCUGAAACAAUUAAUUUUAUAUACCUACUUGGUUAUUUUAUGAUAUCUUGUCGUUAAUUUCUCUCUAUUUUUAUAAUCUAAGCAUUUUUUUUCCUUUUUCUAUCCGACCUGAUAUUAAUACUCAUGUAAAAUUAUAUAAUUAGGCCUUUAAAGUAGGAUAUAAUCUAGUUGUAACAUUUUUUUUUCUCUUAUGAGUGUAAUCAAAACAAUCAAAAUUUUUAAACAAUCGUGUUCGUGUAUUACGAUGAUAAAUUUUCAAGCGUUUUCAUAAGAUAAACUUUUGUAUAUUUUCAAAAAAAAAAAAAAUUAUUAGCUUUUUUUUAUUACGGCCUGAUUAAGUAUUAUUUCGACGAUUUUUAAUUUUUAUAUAGGUACCAUGAAAAAUCAACGUCAAGUUCCAACGUUCUCAUAACUUUUCUUCUUCUUUUAAUGUAAAUAAUUUAUUGAAUAAAUUUAUUUUGUAAAAUAUACAUUAUUUUAUGUUG
Molecule: messenger RNA, 1927 nt
Organism: Planococcus citri (citrus mealybug)
Lineage: Eukaryota; Metazoa; Arthropoda; Insecta; Hemiptera; Pseudococcidae
Gene: Gasp
Product: Chitin binding Peritrophin-A domain-containing protein Gasp
Exons: 5
Coding region: 207-1127 (306 amino acids)
Cellular component (GO): extracellular region
Molecular function (GO): chitin binding
Source: RefSeq, a predicted model, not a curated record